Messenger RNA from Drosophila arizonae, 3493 nucleotides. RefSeq names its product Juvenile hormone esterase (gene Jhe). The record is from RefSeq and is a predicted model, not a curated record. NCBI's taxonomy places the organism in Eukaryota, Metazoa, Arthropoda, Insecta, Diptera, Drosophilidae.
UCGAGAUGGCUAAGACUAUUCUCUAUUUGAUAUUACUUUUAACUAUUGGCUACAGAGCUCAAGCUGAUUUGGAUGUGUGCCUCGAGGAUUUGGGUUGCCUGCAUGGCACCCUGAUGCCGGACUCCAGACAGGAGCAGUUCGAAGCCUUUAUGGGAAUACCAUUCGCCAAGCCGCCGAUAGGAGAGCUACGCUUUAAGAAUCCUGUAGCAGCGGGUGCCUGGACGGGUGUCCUGGAUGCCAGCGCGCCACGCAGCCAUUGCCUGCAAAAGUGUUAUUUCAUGCCUGGUUGGCCCAUCUCUGGAGAGGAGGAUUGCCUCUAUUUGAAUGUCUAUCGACCUCAAGGCAAAGCAGGUCCUUUGCCUGUUAUGGUCUACAUCCACUCGGGUGGCUAUCUCUGUGGCUCCGCUUGCCCCUUGGCCAGCGGACCGGAGUUUCUGAUGGAUACGCAGCAGGUCGUUCUGGUUACAGUCAGCUAUCGAUUGGGUCCAUUUGGCUUCCUGAGCACUGGAGAUGCUCACAUGACUGGAAAUUUCGGAUUGAAGGAUCAACGCUUGGCUCUGCAAUGGGUGCAGCGACACAUUUCGGCCUUCGGCGGCAAUCCGAAUCUGGUGACCAUCUUUGGCCACAGCGCGGGUGGAGUAUCCACGCACCUGCUCAUGCUAAGCCCCAGUUCGAAUGGACUCUUCCACCGUUCAAUGUCCUUGAGCGGUACAGCGAUGCUGGGCACUACAAUGGUCUACAACCCACUUGAGCGGGCUCAACAGCUGGCGGAACGUGUGGGCGUGGCUGAUGCCAAGUCCCUUGACACGCAGGCAUUGGCUGCAGCUCUACGUGCAUCGGAUGCCAACGAUUUGCUGGAGGCCGGCAAUGUCUUCAAGCGUUGGGAUAGCGUACCCAUAAUCAAUUAUGCUGCAGUUGUGGAACAGCCAGAUGCACCUGAGCCCUUUAUAACUGAGUAUCCCAUUCCGGCACAUAUGGCCGGACGCAUUAACCAGGUGCCCUGGCUGCUGAGCAGCACCUCGCGCGUUGGCGAGGGAGCCUUGUUUAUCAUGCACAUCUAUAUGAAUCCGCAGCUCCUGAAGGAGUUCAACGAGAACUUCUUGGAGCUCUUCGGCUUGAUGAUGUAUCUACCCAAGGGCCACACCAAGGAAACUGUGCAGGAUAUCCUGGAAAUGUACGGCGUAAAGGAAAUGCAACUGAAUGAGAAUACAUUGGUGGAUCUAUGCGGUAUUCUGGGUGACUUCUUAUUCACCUAUCCGGUCUAUGUGUCAGCCUCCAGCUACGCGGAAUAUGCUCAGCAGCCAGUUUCCAUCUAUAGCUUUGAGUUUACCAGCAAAAUAACUUACGGCGCAUUGUUUACGGGCGGAGUAGUUUUUGAGCAGUUGGGCGCAUCUCACAUGGAUGAUGCCAUACACACAAUACGAAUGCCCAUAUUCUUUCCAGAUUUUCCAAAGGGCUCCGAAAAUGAUGUGGUCACCAAGCGCUUGACUUCCUUGUUGGUGGAGUUCGCCUGGAAUGGCACUCUCCCUGAUGACACUCAGUUGCAGCCCUGCAAAUCUGAGGACUUUACCGCUGAUGAAAUGUGUAACUAUCUCCGUCUGGGACAAUUGAAUGGGGCCUAUCAAGAGACAGUUGAGAAGCGUGUGGAUAUGCGUACAUUGGCUAUAUGGAAGAAGCUAUACUUGUACAUGAUUCAUGCGGGAUUUACUUUACCUUCGCUGUCGGUGCUGCUGCUGCUGCUGCUGCUCGGCUUUGGCCAAUCGACGCCAUCAAUUGCUGUCGCCCAGAAGGCCUUGAUUGUCUGCGGCGGCAGCUUGGGCUGCCUCAAAGGCAUCUACAUGCCGGGCUAUCAGAUCAAGCGCUUCGAGGCUUUUCUUGGCAUUCCCUACGCCUUGCCGCCAGUCGGAAAACUGCGAUUCAGCAAUCCCAAAGUAAUGCCCAAGCUGCGUGGCAUUUACAAUGCAAGCGUAGCCAAGCCGGACUGCAUACAGAAGAACUAUCUAUUGCCCACGCCGCUUAUCUACGGCGAGGAGGAUUGCCUGUACCUGAACGUGUAUAGGCCAGAGCGUCGUUCCAGGCAGCCGUUGCCAGUCAUGGUCUACAUACAUGGCGGUGGAUUCUUUAGCGGCUCGGCUGGGCCGCAGCUGACUGGACCCGAGUACUUCAUGGACACGGGCGAGGUGAUCCUAGUGAGCAUGGCCUAUCGCCUGGGCGCCUUGGGAUUUCUGUCCACGCAGGAUUCGGCUGUGCCUGGCAAUUUCGGGCUCAAGGAUCAGCAGCUGGCGCUGCGCUGGGUGCAGCGGCACAUCAAAUUCUUUGGUGGAGAUCCGCGCCGUGUGACCAUCUUUGGCCAGAGCGCGGGGGGCGUGGCCACGCACCUGCACAUGCUGAGCAGCAGAUCGGCGGGCCUCUUCCAGCAGGUGAUCAGCAUGAGCGGCACGGCCAAUGUGCCCUUUGCCAUCGAGCAGGAGCCACUGCAGCAGGCACGUCGCACCGCCGAGCUAUGCCAGGUGGAGAACGCCCAGAACCUGAGCACACCCAAGCUGGCGCGCGCCCUGCGUGCCGUGGAUGUGCAAACUCUGCUCAAUGCCGGCGAUGGUCUGAAAUUCUGGAAUGUCGAUCACCUGUCCAACUAUCGCCCGGUGGUGGAGCCCAGCUCCGAGGACGCCUUCCUCUCCGUCCACCCGAAGCAGCUGCUGAGCGAGGGCAGCUACCAGCAAGUGCCCUGGCUGCUGAGCACCGUGCCCCAGGAGGGCGCCGUCCGGGUGGUCAAUAUAAUGGAGAACGUGACGCUGCGCCAGGACUUCAAUGCGCGUUUCGAUGAGCUGCUCCAGGAGCUGCUCGAGCUGCCCAAGGAGUUCAGCGCGGAGCAGCUGGCGCAGACCAUGCAACUGGUUAUCGAAAAGUACUUCCGGAACAUACACGAACUGAACGAGCAGACGGUGCAGGGCUUCCUCGAUCUCAUCUCGGACCGGGGCUUCAAGCAGCCACUGCACAAUGCCAUCUGGCAGCACCUGAGCCCGGUUCGCGCUAGCCAGCAGCCACUGUACCUGUACAGCUUCAACUACCAGGGCCCCCUCAGCUAUGCCUCCGUCUUUACCAGCGCCAAUGUCGGCCACAAAUACGGCGUCGUGCAUUGCGACGAUCUGAUCUAUCUCUUCCGCAGUCCCAUGCUCUUUCCCGACUUUGAGCGCAACUCGACGGAGGCGCGCGUUGUCGAAUCGCUCGUGGGCUACUUUGUGCACUUCGCCAAGUUCGGCAAACCGAGAAAUGCGGAAACUCUGAUGCGAUGCACGGAAAGCAUUCUGGAGUCACGACCCGAAGGCAUUUGCGAUCAUCACGUGUUCGACAAUGCGCCCAACGAUCCGAAACAAUUCGAGGUGAACGUUUCGCAAAAUUUCCGCUCAACUAGCGCCAAGUUCUGGAAUGAUAUACUAGGCGAACCAAAGCGUUACUAAAACAAGAAGAGAGAGAGAGAGAGAGAGAGAGAGAG